Messenger RNA from Sciurus carolinensis (gray squirrel), 1725 nucleotides. RefSeq names its product G protein-coupled receptor 35 (gene Gpr35). NCBI's taxonomy places the organism in Eukaryota, Metazoa, Chordata, Mammalia, Rodentia, Sciuridae. The transcript is spliced from 3 exons. The record is from RefSeq and is a predicted model, not a curated record. Gene Ontology annotation, molecular function: chemokine receptor activity. Gene Ontology annotation, cellular component: membrane. Gene Ontology annotation, biological process: positive regulation of Rho protein signal transduction; chemokine-mediated signaling pathway; phospholipase C-activating G protein-coupled receptor signaling pathway. Bases 343 to 1260 code for a protein of 305 amino acids.
ACCAGGUGUGCACUGUGGGCCAGUGACGGAGUCCACAGGGACCUCAGGAGAUGUUUCUCUGCCUGAGAUAGUGGGGCGGGAUCUCAGUGGGGCGAGUGCUGCCAGGAGAGGCGUCAGGGGCGUUGAUACCUGCUUGACCCUCCACGGCUGGGACUUUGAAGGAGGCAAACAGGGUCUGCCCAGGCCAAACCCAGAGAUUCCACAGAGGCUGGAACCCAAACGAGCUGGUGGAAGCCACCAGGUCUCUACUGCCCCAGCACCCCGACCCCUACGUGGAACAGGCUGUAUCUCCCAGGCAUUGAUCAGCUCCUGUUCCAAGUCCUCCUCAGCAGCCCCGGGACCAUGAACGGCACUUGCAGCACCCCCUCCUGGCCCCCGUGGCUCCAGCACACCUUCCUCAUCUACUCGGGCUCCCUGCUGGUGCUGGGCCUGAUGCUCAACGGCCUGGCCCUCUGGGUGUUCUGCCGCCGCAUGCCGCAGUGGACGGAGACCCGCGUCUACAUGGCCAACCUGGCCGGGGCCGACCUCUGCCUGCUCUGCUCCCUGCCCUUCAUGCUGCUGUCCCUGCAGCACACCUCGGACACGCCACUGUGCCAGCUGUCCCAGGGCGUCUACCUGGCCAACAGGUACAUGAGCAUCAGCCUGGUCACCGCCAUCUCUGUGGACCGCUACGUGGCCCUGCGGCACCCGCUGAGAGCCCGCGGGCUGCGCUCCCCACGGCAGGCGGCUGCGCUGUGUGCGGCCCUCUGGGGCCUGGUGCUCGGCUCCCUGGUGGUCCGCUGGCGCCUGGGGCUGCAGGAAGGCGGCUUCUGCUUCCGGAACCAGGCCCGGCAGGAUUUCAGCAGCACCACGUUCUCACUGCUGGGCUUCUACCUGCCGCUGGCUGUGCUGGUGUUCUGCUCUCUGCAGGUGGUGACCGCGCUGGCCCAGAGGCCAGCCUCCGAAGUGUGGCAGGCGGAGGCCACCCGCAGGGCCGCCCGCAUGGUCUGGGCCAACCUGAUCGUGUUUGUAGUGUGCUUCCUGCCGCUGCACGUGGUGCUGACGGCGCAGGUGGCCGUGGGCCCGCUCUCCUGUGCCCUGCGCAAGGCCUUCAGCCACGCCCUCGCCAUCACCAGCAGGCUCUCGGAUGCCAACUGCUGUCUGGACGCUGUCUGCUACUACUACAUGGCCAAGGACUUCCAGGACGCCUCUGCACUGCCCACACCACCCAGCGCUCAGGCUCACAAGAGCCAGGACUCUCUGAGCCUCACCAUCACCUAGGAGGCCCACACUGUGGGCCAGGUCUCAGGGUCUCUGGACAGGCAGCUAGCCAGGGAGCCUGUGGCCAGCAGCAUGGAGCCCUGAGACCAACCCUGGCCUCACCCUGGUCUGUGGACACUCUUGGAGGCCAAGUUGGAAGGCUUGACCCAGGCUUGCUGAGCCAGGGAUGGCUUCACCUACUUCCCUGGGAAGGGACAGGGAUAUCAACCAGAGGAUGAGGCCUGAGAGGGCCAACCCCAAGGACCUGGGACAGGUGCACAUAGCCGUCACCCCAGAGCUGACUCCUUGGGGACGCACUAGGGCUGGAGUGAAGCUGUACACUGCUGGCAGGCUGCAGGACCCUCUGUCACCCUCCCCAACCCUAACCUAGCCAGGUGUAUCUGGGGAUAGGGCAGGGGUGCAGUGGCCCUGGGGUGCAGUGGCCCUGGGGUGCAGUGGCCCUGGGGGUGCAGUGGCCCUGGGGUG